AUGACUCUGCUCGAGGUCGCCAUCGCGAGCUCUCUCGCCUACCUCGACGACGGCUCGCUCGCCUCGCGGACGAAGUUUCUCGCCUUCAUCAAGGACGAGUCGCAGAAGCGCUGCGUCCAGUUUCCUCGGCCGCCGAAAACGGGCCACGCCCUCACGACGCAGGUCGCCAUUGACCACUGCUCGUCCCCCGUGCUCGCUCACCUAGAGGUGCACUACUCGCGGUUGCCGCGCAAGGGCCGGCGCCGCACAAACAGUCCGCACCUGCACGACGACGAGGAGGUCAUCGUAGUCCUGAACGGGAGCGCAACGUUCUACACCAACGGCUCGGCGAGCCUCCACGCGAAUGGCGGCACAUCCACCUCCAUCUCGGCGGAGGGGCGGACCGAGACGACGCUCUCUCGGCGCGGCAGCUUCGUGUACUUCCCCUUCCGAUCGGCACACACGAUGGCUGUGGCUCCCGCCGGAUCUCGCGGGCCGAGGCGGCGCCUCAAGCAAGGCGGCGCCGGCCGAGAAUCCGCCGCCGGGCCUCACGUCGACUACCUCUGCAUCCGCUACACCACCCGGCGCACCGAGGGGCAGAUGCGCGCGCACAGCGCGAGCGCGCCGGCCGGGCUGUCGCCCGCCAGGGCGUGGCCGACGUUCGUGUCCGGUGGCGCGGGCGUGGCGGGCGGCUUGCUGCACAGCAAGCAGCUGCUCCUGCGGCGGCCGCACAUCCACCGCACGACCCUCGCGGCCGGCGCCUCGAGGCCCGUGCACCGCGACGGCGACCACGACGUCCUGCUGCUCGUGCUCGAGGGGGCGGUCGAGGUGGUGCACCCCGGGGGGGCGACGACCGUCGCGCGCGGCGGCCUCGCGUUCCUGCCCGCAAACACGUCGCACGGCGUGCGAAACGGAGGGGCGGCGACGUCGCAGCACCUCGCCAUCGAGUUUCUGGACGAGGUGGCGCGGGGGUCGGCGUCGUAG
Emiliania huxleyi CCMP1516 is the source of this 963-nucleotide messenger RNA. RefSeq lists its product as hypothetical. Bases 1 to 963 code for a protein of 320 amino acids. NCBI's taxonomy places the organism in Eukaryota, Haptophyta, Isochrysidales, Noelaerhabdaceae. The record is from RefSeq and is a predicted model, not a curated record. The transcript has a single exon.